Messenger RNA from Carica papaya (papaya), 1204 nucleotides. It is a transcript of the gene P24BETA2, whose product is annotated as emp24/gp25L/p24 family/GOLD family protein. The record is from RefSeq and is a predicted model, not a curated record. NCBI's taxonomy places the organism in Eukaryota, Viridiplantae, Streptophyta, Magnoliopsida, Brassicales, Caricaceae.
AAAGAAACGACAUCGUACAGGGUUGAUACUAUUAUCCUCGAAUCUGCAAACUGACUCUUGAUUUCUGAACUCUCAAACAAAUCCUAUGUUGGGUUCUUUCUUUCGAAAGCUCGAGAGUUGAAAAACAAACCUCCUUCCUCUUAGCAAAACAGGAAAUAAGCUCGGAAUAGCCCGGCAAUAACACGGCUCUGUCUGUCUCUCUCUUAUCAUUCGAAUUUCUUCUUUUUUCUUUCCUUUCCUCGGCAAGAUUUUUUUAGCUGCCCAGAACUUUGUGCCACUUCUUCGUUUUCAAUGAUGAGUUAAGUUGGCCCUUACUUUUAACAAGCGAUCUGAUUUUGUUGACGACUGGUAAUGGGUGUUUUUAAUUAUGUAGUCAUCCUGUUUAGUGUUGGGUUUUGUGUAGAUUGGAAUUUGGUGGUUUAGACAGGCAGUAGUUUUGAUAGUGGUGGGGAUUAUAUGGAGAAUGCAAGGAGCCACGGGAAUUAGAUUCGUGAUGGAGAAAGAAGAAUGCUUCUCUUAUAAAGUGGAAUACGAAGGGGACACACUUCACAUCUCUUUCGUCGUCAUUAAAUCUGAUUCUCCAUGGCAUUUCAGCGAGGAUGGAGUCGAUCUCGUGAUAAAGGGCCCUUCUGGUGAACACAUUCAUGAUUUUCAUGAUAAGAUCAGCCAGAAAUUUGAGUUUGUGGUCCAAAACAAAGGGCUUUACCGCUUCUGCUUCACUAACAAGUCUCUUUAUACUGAGACCAUUGAUUUUGAUGUACAUGUUGGACACUUUGCUUACUACGAUCAACACGCAAAAGAUGAGCAUUUCAGUCCCCUGUUGACUCAGAUAGAAAAGUUGGAAGAGGCUCUUUACAACAUCCAGUUUGAGCAGCACUGGCUAGAGGCUCAGACUGACCGCCAGGCAAUAGUAAAUGAUAAUAUGAGCUCGAGAGCUGUUUACAAAGCAAUGUUCGAAUCAGUUGCACUGGUUGGGGUUAGUGCACUUCAAGUUUACCUUCUGCAGCGCUUGUUUGAGCGCAAGCUUGGAACAUCCAGAGUUUGGAGCCAUUAAUGCCACCGUGCUACUACUUGUUUGAUUUAUUUAUAAUGUAGCAAGGUAAUUUUUAAUUUUAACCCCGAUUUUUUUCAGUCUAAUCAUUAUUGGGUAUAACAUGAGGGUAUGACAUUUCGUAAUUGUUUAUAAGAGAUCUUUCUUUUUAAA